GGCUGACUUUCGGGGAGCGCCCCUCGUGUCCGGCCCCCCGACUCCGGCCCCCGGCCCGGGGGUGCUUGGCCGGCGCCCUGCUCACUUUGCCCAGCAAGAGUCCUAAGAUAAAUCCAUCAGAAUGACGCCUUCUCAGGUUACCUUUGAAAUAAGAGGAUCUCUCUUACCAGGAGAAGUUUUUGCAAUAUGUGGAAGCUGUGAUGUGUUGGGAAACUGGAAUCCGCAAAAUGCUGUGGCUCUUCUGGACAGUGAGACAGGUAACAGCAUGCUAUGGAAAGCAACCAUUGCACUCACUAGAGGAAUAUCCAUUCAGUACCGCUACUUCAAAGGGUACUUUUUAGAACCAAAGACUAUCGGUGGUCCAUGUCAAGUCAUAGUUCACAAGUGGGAGACUCAUCUACAACCACGAUCAAUAACCCCUUUAGAAAAUGAAAUUAUUAUUGACGAUGGACAAUUUGGAAUCCACAAUGGUGUUGAAACUCUGGAUUGUGGAUGGCUGACAUGUCAGACAGAAAUAAGAUUACGUUUGCAUUAUUCUGAAAAACCUCCAGUCUCCAUAACCAAGAAAAAAUUUAAAAAAUCUAGAUUUAGGGUAAAGCUUACAUUAGAGGGUCCAGAGGAAGAUGAUGAUGACAGGGUGUCUCCCACUGUUCUUCAUAAAAUGUCCAAUACCCUGGAGAUAGCCUUGAUCAGCGACAAUGAGUUCAAGUGCAGGCAUUCACAGCCGGAGUGUGGGUACGGCUUACAGCCCGAUCGCUGGACCGAGUACAGCAUACAGACUAUGGAACCAGAUAACCUAGAACUAAUCUUUGAUUUCUUUGAGGAGGAUCUCAGUGAACAUGUAGUUCAAGGUGAUGCCUUCCCAGGACAUGUGGGCACAGCAUGCCUCUUAUCAUCCACCAUUGCUGAGAGUGGGCGGAGUGCUGGGAUCCUUACACUUCCCAUCAUGAGUAGGAAUUCCAGGAAAACCAUAGGCAAAGUGCGAGUUGACUUUAUCAUCAUUAAGCCAUUACCGGGAUACAGUUGUGACAUGAAAUCUUCGUUUUCAAAGUACUGGAAGCCAAGAACACCACUGGAUGUUGGACAUCGAGGUGCAGGAAACUCAACAACAACUGCGCAGCUGGCAAAAGUUCAAGAAAAUACUAUUGCUUCUUUAAGAAAUGCUGCUGUUCAUGGCGCAGCUUUUGUAGAAUUUGAUGUCCAUCUUUCAAAAGACUUUGUGCCUGUGGUGUAUCAUGAUCUUACCUGUUGUUUGACCAUGAAAAAGAAAAACUUUAUGCAUAAGCAGGUUUGUACCCAUAAAUUUGAUGCUGAUCCCGUUGAAUUAUUUGAAAUUCCAGUAAAGGAACUAACGUUUGACCAACUCCAAUUGUUAAAGCUUUCUCAUGUGACUGCACUAAAAUCUAAAGAUCGGAAAGAAUCUGUAGUUGAGGGAGAAAAUUCCCUUUCUGAAAACCAGCCAUUUCCUUCUCUUAAAAUGGUUUUAGAGUCUUUGCCAGAAGAUGUGGGGUUUAAUAUAGAAAUAAAGUGGAUCUGCCAACAAAGGGAUGGAAUGUGGGAUGGUAACUUAUCAUCAUAUUUUGACAUGAAUCUGUUUUUGGAUAUAAUUCUAAAAAAUGUUUUAGAAAACUCUGGGAAGAGGAGAAUUGUAUUUUCUUCAUUUGAUGCAGAUAUUUGUACAAUGGUUCGACAAAAGCAGAACAAAUAUCCCAUAUUAUUUUUGACUCAAGGAAAAUCUGAUAUUUACCCUGAACUUAUGGACCUCAGAUGUCGGACCACCCCCAUUGCAAUGAGCUUUGCACAGUUUGAAAAUCUUCUGUUUUUCUUCUUUCAGGGGAUAAAUGCACAUACUGAAGACUUGCUCAGAAACCCAUCCUAUAUUCAGGAGGCAAAAGCUAAGGGCCUCGUCAUAUUCUGCUGGGGUGAUGACACCAAUGAUCCUGAAAACAGAAGGAAACUGAAAGAAUUUGGAGUGAAUGGUCUAAUUUAUGAUAGGAUAUAUGAUUGGAUGCCUGAACAGCCAAAUAUAUUCCAAGUGGAGCAGUUGGAGCGCCUGAAGCAAGAAUUACCAGAGCUGAAGAGCUGCUUGUGUCCCACUGUUAGCCACUUUGCCCCCUCGUCCCUCUGCGGGGAUCCUGACAACCAUGUGGAUGCCAAUGGCAUCGAUAACGUGGAGAGUGCUUAGACUGUUCAGGGCACACACUGCUGUUCUGGGUGUUCACUUUUCAUCAUUGAGCAUUGUUUGUCUCUGCCUUUUGGGUUUCUCAGUCCAAUGAAGCAAUAAUGAAGUAUUUUACUCUUCACUACAGUUCUUGGAAGAAUUUCAAGUAUGCUAUUUAAAUCACUUGGCCAGGUAUAAUUGCCAGUCAGUGUCUGUACAAUGAGAAAACCUGUUGGUUGGUAAAUAUCUUUAAAUAUAUAAGCCUGUAAUGUUAAACCUACAUUAAAAGCAUAGAACUUUGAAAUUAACUAUAUAAAUAUCAUAUUUACACUUAGCUUUCAUUUGAUCAGGUCUCAAAUCUUCUAGCCUUUGCGGAAAAUGACUAUGCAUACUUAUACCUGACCAUGGAGAAGAUAAGUACCUCAAACGCAUGCAUUUGCACUGGUGAUUCCAACUGCACAACCCUUUGUGCCAUCUGUGUAUAUAGGUUUUGGGUUUUUUUUUCUUUUACAUGAAUUGACAUGCACACAAACUGUUUUCAUUCAGUCUGAGCCUGGAGGCUGCUGCCAUUUUUUCACUUAACCAAACCAGCCUGGAGGUGCAUCUUGGAACUUGUUUCAUAAAUCUUUCAAGAGUUGUUUUGCAUAAAUGUUAAAAUUUCAAAAUGCUGCAGGGUAAUUUAAUGUACAAACUAUUAGCAAGAAGUAUGUAUUGCAUUAUUAGAGUAGAUCACAAUAUGUAAAUCCAGUUCAAUGCAUGCGUUAGGUUUUAAGCAUGAGAUUGUACACCUUACUGUGUAGUCCUUGUAUCUGGUGCUAGGUGAGCGUAAGAUGAUGGCAAGGACUAACAGUAUUUUGUUGCCUAAAAAAAAAACUGUUUAUAGGCAUUUAAAAUAUGCUUACUUAGUGUCUCUCGCUACGUAUUAUACAUCAUUGCUUUGUGGUGUGUUUUGUGUGUGUGUGUGUUGUACAGUAGUUAAAUCUCCAUGCAAAAAAAUAAAUGUUCUGAAUUCUCAUGUUGGUAUUCUUUAUUGGUUAAUAUAUAUCAUGUGUGUAAUUUAUUUAGGAAUGUAGAAGAUCUUACUAAAUGUAUAUGCAUGGUUUUAGGAUUAUGCUAAGGUUUCAUUAGAAGCAGAUUUUAUUGAUAUAACUAAUUUAAGAAUGAAUGUUAAAAAAAUUGAUAUAUUUUCUUCAUGAUAAAAUAGAAUUUCAAGACGGUGUUACUUUUGUAGAAUGGUUUUAUAAUGUUGUUAUGAGAAAUUGAACUUUAGUGUUGACCCGAAGGGGACUACCUUACUUGCGUCUACCUUUUCCUGUGUAUUCUUCCUGCGGCAGUUUGUUCAUGUAUUGUCAUACUUUGGUAGCAGCUAAGACUCCAAGACUUGAAAUUACAUGUUGUAUCUUUCAUUUUUAAGCUAAGCAAUGCAAUUUGGGUCAGAUCUUAAUUGUGCGAAGAUAGGGUCUGAAAUCUUAUGGUGUUUGUAACACUGAUGUUUAGGGAAAAAUAGUCAAAGAAAUGGGGUCUUCUAUAAGUUUUCUAUACUUUUCCCACAUUGGAUGAGAUUUUUAACAUUUUGAUGCAAAUUGGGCACUUUUAGGAAACUGAAAAAGACUGUUCUUAGUCUGCAGACACAGCACAUUCCCUGUGGUAACCUGAUCAACUAUGUCUGUGCAUUUCCAGUUCUGUUUCUGCCUGGUCCCCGCUUCCACUCCCAGCUCCAUUAUGAGAACUCACAGGCAGAGGGAAGCAGGUCCUAAGGGAAAGGGGACAGACAGUGAGGAAGGGAGGCGGUGGGUGGGUGAGCUUCCUAAGUCUGCUGAGCAGGGCCUCCAGUAACUGCUUUGGUGGCUGCCAGCCCCUGGGUGCCUGCUUGCUUUCCUGUCCCUCCCUCACUUAACACCAGUGUAGUGGAGGAUUCAAGCCAUUUAAGUGAGGGUAAGUCUGGGUGUGUGUCAUUAGCUCCCCCUUGACACUCACACUGCCUUCUGUGCCUGCUGCCUGGAAGCCUUGGCCGCCCCACUCACUGUCCCUGGGAGCCGCCCUGUGUCCUCCAGCCUUUGCCAAAACUCCCUCAGAUGGGCGGCUCCAUGUUUCUACCCAUGACAGCCUGACACGUGCGGGGCACACCGUGCCUCUCAGUACCGCUCAGCUGUGUGGGGUCUGUCACCUACCAGGCUGCGGCUCUUCAUGCCAGAGACCUCAGCUGACUCACUUUGACUCAUUUCCACUGUUUGGAGCAGAGUAGAAAAGGAACGCUGGAAUCACUGGGAUAAUAGAGUUGGUAGCAAAUGUCCUCCAGAAUUAAGUGACUUUGUUACAUGAACUCUGAAUUUUUACUUGGAGCUGAUCUACGGUUUGAGGAGUGGGAUGGUUUGUUGGUGUCCAUUUUGAAUUGUACAGCUGUGAUUUUAAAUUUGUACUGUCUAGAAAGAGUGAAACAUUGGGUAAAAUACCACUGUUGGUCUGGAAUUGUGUACUGUGGCUGCUGGAUGUGGGCGUGAGGCCCACCUCUCACCCCUGUGUGGGUGCUGUCCGAGGGCCACCGUGGCUGGCUUCCUGCCAUCUGCUUACCUCGCUCCAGUGUUCAUGUAACACCCGUCUCCUCUCCCCUCCAACGCCCACGCAUCCGCCUACCUCAGUGCUGCUUUUCUUGUCUGAAAAGCCUCUGCCUUCUGUCCGUGUCCUGCUCGCUCGGUGCCACCUCCUUGGUAAAACUUGCCUCUGCUUCUGAUCUAAUCGUGAUAACCAUUGCAGAUGGUCUCUAAAUCACCACUUCUCCAGCUGGGGCAAUAAAUUCAGAGCGGUCAUCCCGCUUACGAGGUCGGAACAUGACCCUAGUCCAUCUCACUAUGCUGCCUUUGCAGUCUUGUGGCACUUGUUGGCAUGAGCUUUCUUAUGGCCCCUCCUUCUCUGUAACAGGUUAUUUCUCUACGAAGAUUGUGAGCCCCGUCAGGGCAGGCGCUGCUUUGCAUUCUAACACUGCUCUAGUGCUCUGUCCUUAACUGUGGACUAGAUAAAUAAACAGUGGUGGUAACAA
Messenger RNA from Chinchilla lanigera (long-tailed chinchilla), 5198 nucleotides. It is a transcript of the gene Gpcpd1, whose product is annotated as glycerophosphocholine phosphodiesterase 1. NCBI's taxonomy places the organism in Eukaryota, Metazoa, Chordata, Mammalia, Rodentia, Chinchillidae. Bases 122 to 2185 code for a protein of 687 amino acids. Gene Ontology annotation, biological process: glycerophospholipid catabolic process. Gene Ontology annotation, molecular function: starch binding; glycerophosphocholine phosphodiesterase activity. The record is from RefSeq and is a predicted model, not a curated record. The transcript is spliced from 21 exons.